Messenger RNA from Monascus purpureus, 1701 nucleotides. NCBI's taxonomy places the organism in Eukaryota, Fungi, Ascomycota, Eurotiomycetes, Eurotiales, Aspergillaceae. The record is from the annotation of a GenBank genome assembly.
AUGGCCGCCGCUAGAGAUAGCCCGCGUGCGUCGAUGGACAUCGACAAGGAUGCUCGCUCCUCCCCGGCUCCUGCUCCUGCUCCGUCCUUCGUGCGGAAAAAUUCAAACACGCCCAACCACACCAGUAACGGUGUCAACGGGUCACAAAAGGGACAGAGGAGUCCGACUCCUCCGCCUCAUAAGUCGAACCCGACCACUGCCGAAGCUGAUUCGUUCAAAUUAGCGGGGAACAAAGCUUUCAAGGCUGGCGACUAUAAUAACGCUAUUCUGGAGUAUAACAAGGCUCUUGAAUUGUGCCCGAAUUCUUCCAUUUAUCUUUCCAACCGUGCCGCUGCGAAUCUCUCCGCCAACCGAUACCUCGCUGCCCUGGAGGAUGCGGAGCGUGCCAAUCAGCUCGAUCCUGGAAACCCCAAGAUCAUGCACCGCUUGGCGCGUAUCUUGACGAAUCUAGGACGCCCCGUAGAGGCGUUGAAUGUUCUGUCUCGCAUCCAGCCCCCCGCCACGGCCACUGACAGGGCCCCUGCAGAGAAGAUGCUGCGAUUCGUUACACAGGCGGAAGAGACUCUGAAACAGGAACGCGGCGUGUCGAUGGUGUUGUUCUGCCUGGAUCAGGCCCGGCUGGGUCUUGGGAAGGGCGUCAAGGAACCGCGCAAGUGGACCCUACUGACCGCGGAAGCCCAGCUGAAGAUGAAUAACGACAACUCCUUGGGGAAAGCGCAGGAUAUUGCCAUGUCGAUGCUCCGUGAGAACAACCAGGACCCGGAUGCUCUCUUCAUUCGUGCCCGCGCUUUCCUCGGGACCGGCGACACCGAUCAGGCUCUGAAGCAUCUGAGAAUGUGUCUGUCGUUGGAUCCGGAUUCCAAGCCGGCCAUCCGGCUGCUGCGCAACGUCCAGAAACUCGUCCGGACAAAGGAGGAAGGAAACGCGGCGUUCAAGGCCAGAGACUACCAGAGAGCUAUCGAGCUGUACUCCGCUGCUCUGGGACUCGACCCUAACAACAAGGAUAUCAAUUCCAAGGUCCUCCAGAACCGUGCCCAAGCUUACAUCGCGAUCAAAGAUUAUGAACAUGCCAUUGGUGACUGUACCGAGGCCCUUCGUCUCGACCCGUCCUACGUCAAGGCCAUGAAGAUCCGUGCCAAGGCGUACGCUGGUGCGGAGAAGUGGGAGGACGCCAUCCGGGACUACAAGAAGGUGGCUGAAAGUAACCCGUCCGAGCCAGGAAUCCAGGAAGAUAUCCGCCGCGCAGAACUGGAGCAGAAGAAGGCCCAGCGGAAGGACUACUACAAGAUCCUCGGAGUUCCCAAGGACGCAUCGGAACAGGAUAUUAAGAAGGCAUACCGGAAGCUGGCCAUCAAGUACCACCCUGACAAGAAUCGUGAUGGGGAGGCUGGCGACGAGAAGUUCAAAGAGAUCGGAGAAGCGUACGAGACUCUGAUCGAUCCUCAGAAACGAGCUUCAUAUGACAAUGGAGACGACCUCAUCGACCCCGCCGAUAUGUUCGGUGGGCACGGCUUCAACAUGGGCGGAAUGGGCGGAAUGGGUGGAAUGGGUGGAAUGGGUGGUGCUACGCACAUCAACAUCGACCCGAGCGUGCUAUUCAACAUGAUGAACGGCGGUGGUGGCGGAUUCGCACACGCUGGAGGAUCGCCCUUUGGCAACGCCCGAGCUGGGGGUGGAUUUCCAGGCGGAUUUCCAUUCUAG